AUGGUGACCCACCAAUCAACUGCAGAGUCUGCAACAGUAAUCUACGCCAUGUCCUUCCUGUCUUUUAGUGGGAUUUUGGGAAUAAUGUCAUUGCGUCCCAACUCAUCACACUAUGCUUUUAUUGGUGUCAACAUUGGUACAGCUGUGACUGACAUGCCAAGUCCAACAGAGGUUGUGGCCCUUCUUGAGGCUCAAGGUAUUCAACAUGUUAGACUAUAUGAUGCUGACAGAGCCAUGCUCCGUGCACUUGCCAACACAGGAAUCCGUGUAAUUGUUUCUGUUCCUAAUGACCAGCUUCUCGGCAUUGGUCAGUCCAAUGCCACGGCUGCCAAUUGGGUUUCACGCAAUGUCAUAGCUCAUGUUCCUGCUACCAACAUUACUGCCAUAGCAGUUGGUUCUGAAAUCCUAACUUCCAUCCCAAAUGCAGCUCCUGUCCUAGUCUCAGCACUAAAAUUCAUUCAAGCUGCUUUAGUUGCAGCCAAUCUUGAUCAGCAAAUCAAAGUCUCUACUCCACACUCUUCUUAUAUCAUCCUUGACUCUUUCCCACCUUCUCAGGCAUUUUUUAAUAAAACUUGGGAUCAUGUCAUGGUUCCCUUGCUCAAAUUUUUGCAAUCAACAGGUUCUUAUCUUAUGCUCAAUGUGUACCCUUAUUAUGAUUUCAUGCAAAACAAAGAUGCAAUCCCUCUAGACUAUGCUUUGUUCCGGCCCUUGCCCCCAAAUAAAGAAGCUAUUGAUUCCAACACCCUCCUGCAUUAUACUAAUGUCUUUGAUGCAGUUGUUGAUGCUGCUUAUUUUGCAAUGUCGUAUUUGAACUUUACCAACAUCCCUAUUUUAGUCACUGAGUCAGGAUGGCCCUCCAAAGGAGAUUCGUCUGAGCCGGAUGCAACUAUUGAUAAUGCUAACACCUACAAUAGUAACUUGAUCAGGCAUGUCCUUAACAAUAGCGGGACUCCUAAGCAACCUGGAAUUGCAAUUAGCACUUAUAUUUAUGAGCUCUAUAAUGAAGACUUAAGAACAGGUCCAGUGUCUGAGAAUAAUUGGGGACUGUUUGAUGCUAAUGGAGCUCCAGUGUAUACCUUACACUUGACUAAUUCUGGUACUAUAUUUGCAAAUGACACAACAAACCAAACCUUUUGUGUUUCUAAGAGUAAUGCAGAUACUAAGAUGCUUCAAGCUGCACUAGAUUGGGCUUGUGGACCGGGGAAGGUGGAUUGUUCACCAUUGCUGCAGGGUCAACCGUGUUAUGAACCAAAUAGUGUAGCUGCACAUGCUACAUAUGCUAUCAAUGCUUACUAUCAGCUGAUGGCUAAAUCUCCAGGGACCUGUGAUUUCAAAGGAGUUGCCUCUGUCACAACUACCAAUCCAAAGGAUUCAAAGGAUGGCGAGGAAGCAUGCCUCAGAGUUGUGGAAGUUGUCAAUGGUCCAAUGGCUCAACUGCUGUCUUGA
Sphenostylis stenocarpa is the source of this 1446-nucleotide messenger RNA. The record is from the annotation of a GenBank genome assembly. NCBI's taxonomy places the organism in Eukaryota, Viridiplantae, Streptophyta, Magnoliopsida, Fabales, Fabaceae.